AGAAAUCGUGUGGUCAAUCAAACCCUAGAAGAAAAAUGAUGGUUCAGAUAUUUUCAUUUGUCAUACCAAAAAAAGAAAAUCAUUUUCCCCAGAAAGGGCGAAAUUCUCUGGCUUUUACCCUCUCCUCUGAAAUGAAAUGGGAUAUGGAGAUCGAGGAAAUCGAGGCGGUUCUCGAGAAAAUCUGUGACUUACACGACAAGCUUAGCGACGCCAUUCACUCCAUUUCGCGAGCCCACUUCAUUAAUUCCAUCAAAGCCCUCAGAAAUUUCGAAAAUAAGAAGCUCUUCAACGAUGUCGUCGGAGGCGACGAUAAUCGGACCGGCUUUGUUUUCGUCAAGGAAUUUAGAGUCGACGAUGGUGACUCCGCAAUUCAAGAGGCCAAGAGUCUUAAUGCUAUCCGAACCGCUCUCGAGAAUCUCGAGGACCAGCUGGAAGUUUUCCAUACAGUACAAAUGCAGCAGCGGGUUGAGAGAGAUGCCGCCAUUGCACGAUUGGAACAAAGCCGGAUAAUUCUCGCAUUGAGAUUGGCCGAGCAUCAUGGAAAGAAGUACAAAGUAAUCGAUGAAGCUCUAGCUUUUGUGGGAGAUGUACAUGAUGCUAGCCGUUAUGUCUCAGCCGAAAACCUUUACUGCACGCCAAACAGUCCAUCCGGAGAGAAUGUUGCAUCACACGAAGGGAAGCGCUCUAACACGCUAACCAAGAUUCUUGUUUCCAGCUUCAAUUGUGCAAAGAAAUCCCUGAAUUUCGACCAUACGGGUGGGAUGCUAACCAAUGCAGCUAUAUUCACGGUCAGCAUGAUAGCGAUGAUGUAUCUGCAACGGAUUGCUCUUUCAGAACAUUCAGGGAGACGAGAAGAUAACAUCGACAACCGCAGGAACACGAAAAAGAAUUCCCGACUCGAAGGGUCAUCAUCCUAUGAUCAUUCGAGCCACUUAGAUGUGUAUUUAGCCCGGGGUUAAGGCAUGUUAAGACUUGAUCCUGAUGUCCACGUGGCUAUAAAUAAUAAACAACAAGAAGAAGAGCAAUUGCUUGAGUUGACUGGGGCUGCGAUUCGGUACAGAACUCCCCAUACAAACUUCACGUGUUCAUCACAUGGUUGCGUAUUUGUCCCAUUCAUUUUCUUAUUUCUUGUACGGUCUGGAUCCACCUUAUAAAACCAGAUGUCUCGGAGUCUAAGUAAGCAUGCGAAUGUGAUCAGAACCUGAUUUAGUGG
Messenger RNA from Hibiscus syriacus, 1213 nucleotides. RefSeq names its product plastid division protein PDV1-like. Gene Ontology annotation, biological process: chloroplast fission. The record is from RefSeq and is a predicted model, not a curated record. Bases 36 to 959 code for a protein of 307 amino acids. NCBI's taxonomy places the organism in Eukaryota, Viridiplantae, Streptophyta, Magnoliopsida, Malvales, Malvaceae. The transcript is spliced from 3 exons.